GAGUCCAGCCCACAAUUGGCUAUAAAUAAUUCCAACAGACGUCUCUCCCUUCACUCUCACCCGUCGCUUCUCUUCUUCUCCUGCUCCUUUACUCGGCGUAGAACCAGUCUUUGGUGUUUUCCGGUUCUACCUCCGCAACGCACAAAUGGCAUCUCACAUUGUUGGAUAUCCCCGCAUGGGCCCCAAGAGAGAGCUCAAAUUUGCUUUGGAAUCUUUCUGGGAUAAAAAGAGCAGUGCUGAGGAUUUGAAGAAGGUGGCUGCUGAUCUCAGGUCUUCCAUCUGGAAACAGAUGGCUGAUGCUGGGAUCAAGCACAUUCCUAGCAACACCUUCUCAUACUACGAUCAGAUGCUUGAUACUACCGCAAUGCUAGGGGCUGUUCCCUCUAGAUAUGGUUGGAAUGGUGGUGAGAUUGAGUUUGACACCUACUUCUCCAUGGCCAGAGGGAAUGCCUCUGUUCCUGCUAUGGAAAUGACUAAGUGGUUUGACACCAACUACCAUUUCAUUGUUCCUGAAUUGGGACCAGACACAAAUUUUUCUUAUGCUUCUCACAAGGCAGUUACUGAAUACAAAGAAGCCAAGGGGCUUGGAGUUGACACUGUUCCAGUUCUCAUUGGUCCUGUUUCCUACCUUCUGCAAUCAAAACCAGCUAAGGGUGUAGAGAAAACUUUCUCUCUUCUUUCCCUCUUGGACAAGAUUAUUCCAGUCUACAAGGAGGUUGUGACCGAAUUGAAGGCGGCUGGUGCUUCCUGGAUUCAGUUUGAUGAGCCCACCCUUGUGUUGGAUCUUGAUUCUCACAAAUUGGAAGCAUUCACGAAGGCCUACUCUGCACUAGAAUCAUCUCUAUCUGGUUUGAAUGUUCUCAUCGAGACCUACUUUGCUGAUGUUCCAGCUGAGGCAUACAAAACUCUCACCUCUUUGAAGGGUGUUACUGGAUUUGGGUUUGACCUUGUUCGUGGAACAAAGACCAUUGAUUUGAUCAAGGGUGGAUUCCCUUCUGGCAAAUACCUCUUUGCUGGAGUGAUUGAUGGAAGGAAUAUCUGGGCUGAUGAUCUUGCUUCAUCUCUCAGUACCUUGCAGGCCCUUGAGGGCAUUGUGGGAAAAGACAAGCUUGUUGUCUCCACUUCAUGCUCACUUCUCCACACUGCUGUUGACCUUGUAAAUGAGCCUAAGCUGGACACGGAAAUCAAGUCAUGGCUUGCAUUUGCUGCACAGAAAGUUGUUGAAGUGAAUGCCUUGGCGAAGGCACUGGCUGGACAGAAGAAUGAGGAAUACUUCUCUGUUAAUGCCGCUGCUCUGGCUUCAAGAAAAUCCUCACCAAGGGUGACAAAUGAAGCUGUUCAAAAGGCUGCUGCUGCUUUGAGGGGCUCAGACCACCGCCGUGCUACAAAUGUGAGUGCCAGACUGGAUGCUCAGCAAAAGAAGCUGAACCUUCCAAUCCUUCCGACCACAACCAUUGGGUCUUUCCCACAGACAAUCGAACUUAGAAGGGUUCGCCGUGAGUACAAGGCUAAGAAGAUCUCUGAGGAGGAAUACGUUAAGGCCAUCAAGGAGGAAAUCAGCAAGGUUGUCAAGCUUCAGGAGGACCUCGACAUUGAUGUCCUGGUCCAUGGAGAGCCCGAGAGGAACGACAUGGUUGAGUACUUUGGAGAGCAGUUGUCCGGUUUCGCCUUCACCUCAAAUGGAUGGGUACAAUCUUAUGGGUCCCGGUGUGUCAAGCCACCUAUCAUUUAUGGUGAUGUUAGCCGUCCCAAGGCCAUGACUGUGUUCUGGUCCUCGAUGGCUCAGAGCAUGACCAAACGCCCAAUGAAGGGUAUGCUGACAGGCCCUGUCACCAUUCUCAACUGGUCCUUUGUAAGAAACGACCAGCCAAGAUUUGAGACCACCUAUCAGAUUGCUUUGGCAAUCAAGGACGAGGUUGAAGAUCUUGAGAAGGCUGGUAUUAAUGUCAUCCAGAUUGAUGAGGCUGCAUUGAGAGAGGGUUUGCCUCUUAGGAAGUCUGAGCAAGCUUUCUACUUGGACUGGGCAGUUCACUCUUUCAGAAUUACCAACUGCGGUGUUCAGGACACCACACAGAUCCACACCCACAUGUGCUACUCUAACUUCAACGACAUCAUCCACUCCAUCAUUGACAUGGACGCAGAUGUGAUUACAAUUGAGAACUCGCGAUCAGACGAGAAGCUCCUCUCUGUCUUCCGUGAGGGAGUGAAGUAUGGUGCUGGUAUUGGACCUGGUGUGUAUGACAUCCACUCCCCCAGGAUCCCAUCAGUCGAGGAGAUUGCUGACCGCAUCAACAAGAUGCUUGCUGUGCUUGAGACCAACAUUCUCUGGGUCAACCCAGACUGUGGGCUGAAGACCCGCAAGUACGGUGAGGUUAACCCUGCACUCAGCAACAUGGUUGCAGCCGCCAAGCUCCUCCGCACCCAGUUGGCCAGCGCUAAGUGAAAUGAUGGAUGAUAUGUGGAAGUGGAUUUGUGUGUGCUCGCUCAUUCGCCUGAUCUCAUUCUUGAUUUAGAAGAAAUUCUUCUGUAUGCUCAAAUGAUUCCUUGGCUUUGUAUUACAAAUUAGUAUAAGUAUUUUAAAUCUUUCCGGAGCAAAUUAGGUCUGCUCUCCCGGGCAAAUUCACCCCCAUCCCUGGCUUCUUUUGUCUUUGUUAUUUUCUCUUUUUGAGGAUUUUGUGUUUUCUAUUACCUGAAAAGCCAAUGAGGACCCUAGUGUACCUUGGGUCCUUGAUCAAUGGAAACUCAAAAGAAAACUAUUAGUUGUCU
Molecule: messenger RNA, 2766 nt
Organism: Telopea speciosissima
Lineage: Eukaryota; Viridiplantae; Streptophyta; Magnoliopsida; Proteales; Proteaceae
Product: 5-methyltetrahydropteroyltriglutamate--homocysteine methyltransferase
Exons: 12
Coding region: 146-2443 (765 amino acids)
Molecular function (GO): 5-methyltetrahydropteroyltriglutamate-homocysteine S-methyltransferase activity; zinc ion binding
Source: RefSeq, a predicted model, not a curated record